This is a messenger RNA of Drosophila kikkawai, 955 nucleotides long. RefSeq lists its product as uncharacterized. The record is from RefSeq and is a predicted model, not a curated record. Gene Ontology annotation, molecular function: ubiquitin-like protein conjugating enzyme binding; ubiquitin protein ligase activity; metal ion binding. Gene Ontology annotation, biological process: ubiquitin-dependent protein catabolic process. NCBI's taxonomy places the organism in Eukaryota, Metazoa, Arthropoda, Insecta, Diptera, Drosophilidae. Gene Ontology annotation, cellular component: endoplasmic reticulum.
GAUCAUAGUAACCAAAGAAUAGUACUAAUAACUUAAAUUAUACUUUUAUCUACUAUUAGCAAAGCAUUUUUUCAAAAUUUGUCAAAGAUUUUACUUGCUAUAACUUGGGACAUUUCUUUUUUAACUUUUGAUAAAUUCCGAGUCAAAACGAUAGUUCCUCGAUAAAAUAUGGACCAGAAUAACGAGGGGGAGCAACUUCAGGCAGAGGAACCUGAGCUCGAUCCUGCUCUUAAUAUUCGCGACGCCGUCAGAGCUUUCAUUCAAGCCUUACCAGAGGAAGACCAUGAUGCCGAUUUGGCAAACGGAAAUGUCCAGCUCCUGUCGCCAUAUAUCUGCAGGCACUGUAGGGACUACGUCCGCGGUGGUGUGAUCACUAUUUGCGGACACAUGUUCUGUUGGACAUGCCUGUGGCCACUCCUAGUAGAAAGCCCAUCUCCGGUGUGUCCGCUGUGCCAGACUGAACUGAUUCUGCACGUCGACAUCAUACCCUUUUAUGGCGAGGGACCCAAUUCAGGAGCGGCAGACGGCGAGUUUCUGGCCGAGCCGGGAGCAGUUCCUCGUCCCUCAGGUAUAUGCUUUGCAGAGCCUAAUGAGGAUGUGGCCCAACAUGGGGGUAUCAAUGCGCGUAUUGUGGAUCAAUACUUCGCGCAGCGGGUCCAGUGGCUCAAAAGGAAAUUGUCGUUUCCUAGGAUCAAACUCACAGUGACAUAUCUUCAGUGGCUGCAGGUCAUCUGCGUCAUUUUAAUGCUACUUGUGUGGCAGUUUGUCUAAAUGACCUAAUGAACUUAUUACCCAAUGCUUCACUUUGCUUAAUUCCUUUUAAAUGCAACUGAGACCUGACCAAUGCAGAAUGUCUGCAAGUGUUUUAAAUUUUCAAUAUAAAAUAUGAAUUUCAAUAUAAAAAAUCAAUCUAAACUUAAUAAAUUCCCUAAGAAGAAGGUUUACUAUUAUUUAA